AUGCAGCCUGUGCCGCAGGGCAUCGCGCCCGCCCUCCUGAGCACGAUAUCAGACUGUGCCGCCCUUGUUGUUGCUGCGCCGCGGGCUCGCAUUCACAAUCGUUCACAUGACGUUCCGUGGGCCUGUGCUGCUCGCACCAGUGCUGGUGCCCAAGCCUCGGUAAUGUUGCACUCUGCGCUGGUGCUGGUGCUGGUGCUGCUCGAAUCCGACUAUGGCCCGCGCAUUGAAAAGAUCCACUCUGGGUACCGCGCCCUCGGAUCGUUGUCGGCCUUGUACGCGAAAGGUGGCACGGCUAUGCACAUGCGCGCAUGGCAGCCGGGCUACAGCUCUCUAGCUCCGGCCAAGGGCGAGCCCGACUGGCUAGUUGGCAACGGCUUCGACAAAGUCAAUGCGAGCGCUGGGCAGCUUGUUGGAUGA
Exserohilum turcica Et28A is the source of this 417-nucleotide messenger RNA. RefSeq lists its product as uncharacterized. Lineage: Eukaryota; Fungi; Ascomycota; Dothideomycetes; Pleosporales; Pleosporaceae. The transcript is spliced from 2 exons. The record is from RefSeq and is a predicted model, not a curated record. Bases 1 to 417 code for a protein of 138 amino acids.